This is a messenger RNA of Danio rerio (zebrafish), 2020 nucleotides long. The record is from RefSeq and is a predicted model, not a curated record. NCBI's taxonomy places the organism in Eukaryota, Metazoa, Chordata, Actinopteri, Cypriniformes, Danionidae.
AGGGGCUAAAGGCGGAAGCUCUGUUUGUUUCUGGCCCUGGCGUUCGCGCGUAACAUAACCAGAGAGCUGUCAACUUUCUGGAGUUCAUACUGAACACAUUUACAUGAAGUAGCUGGCCAAACACCAGCGGGCUUGCUUGUGCGGGAAUGGGAGCUAACAACAGCACGCGCCGUGUGUCUUUUGAGUCGGAUGAGAAUGACAACAUAACGAUAGUGAAGGGCAUCAGGCUCUCCGAGAAGGUCAUCGACCGCAUGAGGGAACCCUCAGGCCCACCGAGCCCCCGGGUUCCCAGCAGGCCCCCUCCUGCUUCUCCCCCUGUGGUUGAUCCUCUGCCAGCACUGGUGCCAAUAUCUCCUCCUCCACCUGACCCUGUCACUCUCCAUCCACCCCCUUCCUUGCCAGAGCGGGUAAAACUCCCUGAGCAAGUGACCACUCCUGCACCUCCUCCUCCUCCUCCACCUCUUGAAUCAGUGGGUGUUUUAUCAACCCCUGCAGGUGAGUCCAUUGCUCCACCUGCUGCAGCAUCUGAGCUUCUUACAGCAUCUCCACCUGUGGAUAUAAUUGCUUCACCUCCUUCUUCCACACUCACUCCUUCUCCUCCCAUUGCUGAUUCUGUCACCGCUCCCCCUGCUUUUGAGCUUUUCACACCUGCCGCCCCUUUAGAGUCUAUUCCUACCUGUCCCAUCACUAAACCUGCUUCUGAUCUACCUGUGGAACUAACCGCCCCUUCCCCUCCUCCUGAACCCCCUUCCUCUGCCCAAACUGCCCUGCAGCCUCCUUUGACUGUAGAUCAACCUGUGGUUUCUCCAACAGCACCACCACCUCCAACCGUGGAUGAGUCUGAACUGAGGAGGAAGAUCACAGAAGAGCUGCGGAAAGGCCUGGAGGAGGACCGAAGAAAGACACAAGAGGAACUCAACCAGUGGCUGGAAAAGGAAAAGUCUCAGGCUCACGCUAAGGCUCAGGCAGAAGCUCAAGCCCAGGUAAAAGAUGAGGUGAGCAGGAUCCUCGCGUUAGAGAAAUCUGGUGCAGAGGAGACCAUCCAGAAGGCCAUCCUGAGAGAAAGAGUCUCUGCUGAAGAUGAAAGACUACAAGCUCAGAUAUAUCAGAUGGAGAGAAAGGCCAGACAGUUAGAGGAGAGAGACAAAGAGCUCCGGAAGCAGGACGCUUUCUACAGAGAACAAGUGGCCAAGCUGAAAGAAAGGAGUUCCCAGUUCUACAAAGUAACCAAUGAGAACUAUCACAAGGCAGCAGAUGAGGUCAACGCCAAGUUCAAGCGAUAUGAAAUUAGUCCAGUAUGUACCGACCUUCAGGGGCAGAUUCUGAAGUGCUACAGAGAAAAUGCUGGGAAAACACUGCUGUGCUCCAACAUCGCCUCUCAGUACCUGCAGUGUGUCAACCAUGCUAAACAGGAGAAGUUGAGGACUGGAGGUUAAGUCACAGAGCAGGAAAAGAGGAAGACCUGUUUGUAUCUGUGAUCUCACCGUUUAUCGACUGUUGCCAAUGAAAGACGCCACCCGGAGACACACCUGGGCAGAAUCUGCAGUGAAUUGAGAGAUAAACCCUUGAACCUUCCUUUGCUUUCCUAUACCUUUCCCCCUCCACUUUCCUCCUUCCUGUUACACAGUAAAAGGGAAAAGAACAGAAUCCAUUAGCAGUGGCGAUCGUAGGUUGAACUCGAGCGUUCUGAGCACCCGAACCAGAAAACACACGCUAUUUUUGGUUCACAAAUGAUAGCACACAGAGAAAAAAAGGCGAACUAGACACCAAAUAUAGCUCACACUAGACCCAUCCAUUAAGGUGGUUCUAGAGUUGGUUAGUUACUGUAGCGUCACUUAUCCAAUCGUCUACCUGUGAUCCAUCCUGCUAACCCACCAUCACACUCUACAUUGCUCUAGUCACAUCUUAGUUGUGUUUUUGCGUGAUGUUCGUUAUCGGUUUUUGUUGUGUCAUUCACAGGAAUCAGGUUUGAGCUCCUGAUUUGCGUUAAAAAUAAAACGUUCAAAACCCAAGCAACUUC